UCAUAAGAAAAAUGGAUAAAAAAUCGCGAAUUAUGAAAAAACGAAUUACAAGCUGAUAAUUAUAUUGUACUUAUAUUGUACAGACAUAAUGUUUGUGAAUCAUUUAUUGAUAUUUGGCACUGCCACAUUAAGAAAAUAUGUAAACCAUAAUAUUAAAAGGCUAUUUCACUUCCUGAUCAAUCAUAACAAAGAUAUUGGUUUCAAAUAGCAGGUGGAGAACAAUUGUUGUACAUAUCGUCAGUAUAUAAGUAAACGAGCUUCUGAGGUUCAUUUUUAAACAUAAUAUAAUAAUCAUAAUGUUUAUUUUUCUUGCUUCGAUACUAUUGUGUUUAAUAACUGUUGUGGUUUGUGGGAGCUGUCCACCCGGAAAGUAUGGUGCCAUUUGUAGCAAUAAUUGCUUUUAUCCUCAUUGUUUCUGCACUACCGAGCAAAACUGUGAUGAGUGCGAAGCCGGGUAUUGGAACACGAGUAAAUAUUGCCAGAGAACAUGCAUUUCUUUAACAUGCACAUGCACCAACUAUACUAAUUGUCUUUCUUGUAAAGAUGGCUACUAUGGAUUGGAUAGUAAAUGUGACAAGAACUGUUCUUCUGGAUGCGAUAGCCAUAAAUGUUACAAUGGUGGAACGUGUUUUCCUUGCAAACCGAAUCAUACAGGAAUCAGAUGUGAUUCGUGUGUAGAUGGCAUGUAUGGAGCAAACUGUUCUUUGCAAUGCAGUCAAGGUUGUGAGGGGAAAGUCUGCAGUUCGCGUGAUGGAUCAUGCAACUGUAGUUACAAUUACACAGGGGAGAAAUGUGAAUCUUGUAUUGAGGGUCGGUACGGGUUGAGCUGUUCUAAACCAUGUAGUCUUGGAUGUGUACACGAUGAUUGCACUUCAAUCAAUGGAAAUUGUGAUUGUAAAGAAUAUUACAAAGGGGAAACAUGUGACGUUUGUGUCGACGGGAGGUACGGUCACGACUGUUUGAGUACAUCACAAAACGAUGAACAUACAGAUACAGAUAGACCAAACUUUGGGGCGGCUGUUGGCGGUGCAGUUGGUGCUGUUCUUGUAGUGAUUGCUGUUUUCGUUAUUGUGAUCAUUAGCAAACAAAGGAACGAAUUAUGCUGCAAUAAGCCAAGAGAUGAAGAACAAAUCAGUGGCGAAAUACCUACAUCUCAGCCAGUUGUGUGUGCUGCAGUGCCAAACAAUGGAGGUGAAAUAGGUGAGCCAGGACGAUACGAAACAUUAAAUACCACCCACACGGAGGAAAGUGAUAGGAGUGAUACCUACACCGGCAUAUUUGCAACUGGACAAGGUGGAGUUACAGAAGGUGUCAACCCUGAUAGUGAAUCGGAUAUUCCAACGAGAAAUCCAAAGUUCCAUUUAUACGCUAACACGAUGAUCAGGAAAUGAAAACACUGGCACUUCCUAUUUCAACAUAUUCUACAAUGGUCGUUUCUGUGUUUAAAAGUGCUAGACUACAACAUCGAAAAAGAACCAACGACAUCAAAAAUCACCAGCUGUGAACAAACUUAUUGUUAAAGGAAGCUAGUUUACAAUACCUCCAAAGAACCAACAUCACAUAAAACCACAAGGUGAAUAAACUGAAUGUUUAACAUAUACGUGAAUGUGUAGAUGUUAUCUUACUAAAGUAGUUUAGAGAAAAGAAGCACAAUAACAGGACAACAAAGAUAA
Molecule: messenger RNA, 1673 nt
Organism: Mya arenaria
Lineage: Eukaryota; Metazoa; Mollusca; Bivalvia; Myida; Myidae
Product: multiple epidermal growth factor-like domains protein 10
Exons: 4
Coding region: 297-1391 (364 amino acids)
Molecular function (GO): scavenger receptor activity
Source: RefSeq, a predicted model, not a curated record